GUGGACACAGUGUCCCUCAAAAAAAAUCCAGAGUGCUCUAGGUUUCAUUUAAGUGUAAAACCUGUACACAUAGUGGGGUUAUUCAUCAGGGAACGGUACCUCCAGGGGUCACACAAAGGUAAUCUAGGGAUCACUCCACUCUUCAUCACACCUGACUCGCCUUUCCCAUGGGAUUUAAGUAAAUUAAUUUCACUAUCAUUUGCAAAGGUAACUAUAUUUCAAGGUUUUUUACAUCUGGUUUGGAUUUUACAUCCAAGAGGAAUAUCCUGGUGAGCUGUGGAUUUAUUAUGUGGGAUACUACCUUGGGGAGAUUUUGGAUAUGUUUUUUAAUCAACAUGGAAUGUAACCCUGAUUUAUACAUGGAUUUGCCUGAAGCUGGAGAUAAAUUCCAAAAAUGAAGGAUUUACUUUUUGCCUGAAGGAUUUAUUGAGGUAUAUCAAUGUCCCGCCACUGGCCUAUCAUUUUUGACCCAAGACUUGAUUAUUGGACUACUUCCGUUGCCAAUAUGUGGAUAUACCCUGUUCUGGAUUUUAAGUUUUAAGCAACUGGAUGGAAGAACUUAGAGAAUACACAUCACAAGAAAGACUGAACAAAUGCAUAUAUCCCAAGUUUUCCAAGUUACUUUAGAGUAAAGUGUAACUAUUUUACUGAUGCCAUGCCCCGAAUGUGGAAGUUAUAUUCAGAAGGCAGAGAGAGAACGCUCCCGGAUCCAAAUGGCCAUCUUCCAAAGUUUUUGGCGUAAUUAUUCAUCUGAGGAAGCACGAAGAAGGUUGGAACGUCAUGGAUGCAGUUCAUCAUGGACAGAGUGAUGUGGAUCAUACGGUGGCUAGGUUUAUUGUUGCCAUUUAUCUGGAAUACUAAGGUGUGGAUGUACUGUACCUGUGCGUGCGACCUCCAAGAGCCCAGGAUGACUGUAAACAAAAAAAAUGCCAUACAUUUCUACCAACACGCCUAAUGGGAUCUUUGGACUUUGGAAUUAUGUGAUACCAAGACUCGAAAAGGAUUUAUUACUCUGUGAUGUGUCUUAUUCUUCCAGAAGCUAAGGAGCAGGAUGUAAUCCACUGGGUUUUUUUUUUUUUUUUUACUGGUAUGUUUAGUGUAUUUUUCUUCGAUGGAAUCGCUCAACCUUGGGACAUACUCCUUCCUUAUUCUACCAUUGCCAUCAAGAUUGAUGAUCCAUUUGGAUAUAUUUGCUAUACUGCCUUCAAACAUAUUAUUAGCUAGUUGACCUGGAUAUGCAGAUUAAGUUCAUAAUCAUAUUUUUUUGACAUGUUAUCAAGUUAUUUUUUUCCCCACUCCAUUUAUUCAGAUUUGUCAAGGAGCAUAUUUCUAAAAUUGUUUGCUUUUCCUUUUUUGUCCUCAUCCAAUGGAGAGAAUUAAGUAACUAAAUACCAAACUGUGGAAUAUACAGGAAUCCUCACCUGGUCCUUGAAGAUAACUCAAAGUACAAUUCAGGAGAAACAUUUUUCCCCUAAUUGGAUCAAUUGAUGUUUUUGUUUUUCUCCAAUUUUUCAUUGGGGCAUUCACAUUCUGACCACCUAGAUUUUAUUUGGAUUAAUUUUGGUAACUUCUUUCCCAAAAGUAGCUCAGAAAGCCGUGAACGUGCUUAUGAUCACAGCCCAUAUGGCCACCAUGAGCGCAGUGGGACUUUUGACAGACAACGUCACUACAACGCUGAUUAUUACCGCGAUCGCCCAGUGUUUGCACCCGCCGGCCCCGGCAGCAGUGCCAUCGGAGGGAGUUUUGAGGCAGCAGACCCACAUUUUGACUCUAGAAUACGAGACCCAUUUACCCUUACCAAUUCAACACGGCGAGACCUCUACAGAGAUGAUAGGGGGAGACGUGUUGAUCGAUCUUAUCACCACCGUCGAAGCAGAUCAUCUCAUUCCUCCCAGUCGAGGCAUCCGUCUCCUCAGCGGACCGCAGGGCAAACCUCAAAAACCCCUCAUUCUCCUAAAAGAACCCCUUUGUCCCCCGGAAGAGGCCCAAGGUCGAGAUCUCAAAGCAGAUCUUCAAGCUCCGACUCUGUCAGCAGCACCAGCAGCACAGGCAGUGGCAGCGACUCAAACAGCAGCUCCAGCGAUGGUUCCCGGGCCCGCUCCGUUCAGUCAUCGGCUGCUCCCCAGACAUGUUUAGUGAUGGACUCUGAAGAGCCUCGAAGAAGCUUUGGGAUUAAAGUGCAAAACUUACCAGUGCGCUCCACAGAUACAAGUUUAAAAGAUGGACUCUUCCAUGAAUUCAAGAAAUAUGGGAAAGUGAAUUCAGUGCAGAUUCAUGGCGCAUCAGAGGACCGCUAUGGAUUAGUGUUCUUCAGACAGCAAGAGGACCAAGAGAAAGCCCUCAGCGUCUCCAAGGGAAAGCUGUUCUUUGGCAUGCUUAUUGAGGUUACAGCCUGGAAUGGUCCAGAAACGGAGAAUGAAAAUGACUACAGACCGUUAGAUGGACGCCUAGACGAGUUCCACCCCAAGGCUACAAGGACGCUGUUUAUAGGCAACCUUGAAAAGACCACCAGUUAUCAGCAACUCCUGGACAUUUUUCAGCGCUUUGGAGAAAUUGUUGACAUCGACAUCAAGAAAGUAAAUGGGAUUCCUCAGUAUGCUUUUGUCCAGUACUCUGAUAUUGGCAGCGUUUGCAAGGCCAUAAAGAAAAUGGAUGCAGAAUAUUUGGGGAACAAUAGGCUUAAGCUUGGUUUUGGGAAGAGUAUACCUACUACAUGUGUUUGGCUUGAUGGGUUGACCCCCAACAUCACAGAGCAAUACCUCACACGGCAUUUCAUGCGUUACGGGCACGUAGUUAAAGUCGUAUUUGACAGAAUAAAGGAGAUGGCACUCAUCUUGUACAACAACACGGAUUUUGCUCAGGCAGCUGUGCGGGAGACCAAAGGCUGGAAGAUCGGUGGUAAUAAAAUUAAGGUGGAUUUUGCAAGUCAGGAGAGCCAGAAUGCAUUUUACCGCUCAAUGCAAGCCUCUGGACAAGACAUUAGAGACUUUUAUGAAGUUCCACCAGAACGACGAGAGGAUCGCAGACCUCCUUAUCAUGAGUUUACAGCAGAGAGAGCUUACUAUGAGAAUAUAAGAACCACUGGCCUUUAUCCAGAGGAAGCUCGCAGAGAGUACGCCGCACGUAGCAGAGAGCGUUUUUCUGAACUGGAGCAUUAUCAGGGAGAACACUUUGACCCACGUUAUCAUGAGGAUCCAAGAGACUACAGGGAUUACCGAGACCCCUUUGAGCAGGACAUCAGAAAAUAUACCUACAUUCAAAGAGAGCGAGAAAGAGAGCGGGAGCGUUUCGAGGCUGAUCGCAGCAGGUGGAGCCCAUCGCAAAGAAGAGCUGUCACUCCCACAAUUUCCCCUUCUCCAUCCGAACGUGCUGCCAGAGACUCAGAACGGCGUGUUUACAGCCAGUCUUCAGAGAGGAGCGGCAGCGUGAGCUCCAUGUCACCUCCACAUUUGGACAAAUCUGAAAAGACCUUGCUAGAUCACGCAGCAAAGAGUGAGAAGAGCGCUCAGCCCGAUCGCAUGGCAGGGGCAGAGAAAAUCAAACGUCCAAAAAGAAAAGAUAAAACUGACAAAGAAAAGACUGAAAAGAAUAAAUCAAGGAAAGGAAAGGGUCAGUCCCCGGCUAGCCAGAUACCAGAAACAGAGCCGGAUGCUGCUUUUGAUGGAGGAAGAGGAAGGGGAUCAGACCAAGAUGUUCAUGAGAAACCGAAAUCUAAGGUGGAUGGAGACGCUCUGUCUGGAAACCAGUUAACAGCUUCUCAAGACUCUGUAAAAACUGAAACGACUAAAGGGGAUAUUGCAGAGCUAGACGGAAAACCCAAACUUAAAAAACAACCGAAGUCUGAUAUUGGAAAUGAUGGAAAGGAUUCAGCAGUGGAUUCAGAUCGCCUCGCUGCAAGAAAAAGGCGCUUUGGGGAUUUAGGUGGCAAGACUGUUCGUCAGAAAAGAAGCAGGCAUGAGGAGGAGGAUGGCAGUCAGUCAUCAGACUUUGGCUCCAGUACCACAUAUGUGAAAGAACCAGACGCAGACAAACACAAAGAUCCUCAGCGACGAGAUGCACGACUCAAAACAGAAAAAAGUGUCACUCAAAAGGAUGGACUAGAGGAUCUCAGAGGACAAAGAGAAAAAUCCGAAGGUUCUGCAGAUCUGCCAGAGUCAAAACGACAACAAGGAAGCACUUCCUCCAGAAGGGUCUCACUAGAGGGGAAUUCAGAUCAAAGCAUUUUAAGAGAGCAAGAACAAACUGCUGCAUUCAAGCCUAGUCAGAAUGCUGAAACUAAUAAAAACGCCAAGACUAAAGAAGACCAUGUUGACAUUGAUCUUUCUCAGAGUUACCGCAAGCAGAUGGAGCAAAACAGACGUUUACACAUGCAGCAGCAGCAACAGCGCGAGUCUGACAAACUGAAAAAAGCAGAAAGUCUGCUAAAAAACGAAACUGAAGACCUGGAACAUCGUAGCCUUGUGCAUGAAGUUGGUAAACCACCUGAGGAUGUCACAGAUAAUUUUCCAUCUCACAAGCUGUCUGACCAGUUUGAAGCCGAGCCCGGGAUAAAGAGAGAGCGUUUCUAUAGGAGACAAAAAAGUGAAGACCCUGACUGGAGUAGUACCCCUUCUCCAGGACACCAAGUUUUCUCUCAGCAUGCUGAUGAGGACUUCAUGGAUGCCUCUCUGAAGGAGUUAAGUCGAAACAAUCAGAAGAUUCACCCAGAACUUGAACUUUUGGUCAAAAGGACCCACAACACACAGGUGAACAAGACAAACACCCCCAUUAAUAUUGGGGAAGAAGAUCAACAAAAGAGGUGGGAGAGCAGAGUUAAGCAGGACCUGCUACCCAACCUGAACUUUUCUAGAGGCUUGGGCAAAAACCUUCACAACCGCAAGCCCUCAGAAUACGGCCUCUGGCAUGAUUUGGAGCCUGGGGAAGUGAGAUCAGACUCUGAAGAGGAUAGAGAGAACAAACCCCUCUCUCCUGCUCCCUCCACCUCUAUGCCUUUUUCUGAGAGGCCGAGACCUGAUCGGUUUUCAGACCCAAAGCUGGCUCACCUUGAAAGAAACAAAUUCUAUUCGUUCGCACUUGACCAGACUAUCACCCCCGAUACUAAAGCUCUACUGGAACGAGCAAAGUCUUUGUCCUCUUCUCGUGAGGAUAACUGGUCAUUUUUAGAUUACGAUUCCCACUUUGUGAAUUUCCGAAGCCAGAAAGACACAGAGAAAGUAGAAUCAGCACCAAGACCUACUCCUUCCUGGUACAUGAAAAAGAAAAAGAUACGAAGUGGAUCCGAGGACAAACUCGAUGACAGGAAAGAAGAGCCCAAGCCGGAGGAACAGGAACGCAGAGAGCUUUUCGCUUCACGUUUCCUUCAUAGCGCUGUGUUUGAGCUGGACUCUAGACGACUUCAACACCUUGAGCGCAAAUACGAAGAGUUGGAGCACAUGCUGAACCAACAAGCUAGUCAGCAAGGAGCAGAGGGAGAACUUGAGACCGGCCCAGUUGUCCUCUUUCACAGCCGUUUUCUGGAGCUCACACAACUACAACAACAAAAAAACAAGAGUCAGCAGCUGCAGGAGGAUAAAGGAAACACAGUUUGUACAAGUGAAAAUAAAGAGGAAAAACCAUCUGAGCAGGAACAACAAGAUUUACGGUCUAAUGACAUGCCAGAAUCUAGUGUGGCAGCUGAAAUCAAACCCAUCAGUCCUGUUGAACAAGUUGCUCCUGAACCAAAACUGACUCCCAAUCUUGUUAUUCAGUCUGCAAGCAAAGACACACCUUCUUCACACCAGAAAUGUGUGCUACCAACUCCACCCGCUGAUGUGUGCCCACCUAUGUCUUUUACAAAAGAGGAGACAAAGGAAGAAGUAAAAGAAAGUGAAGAUGUUGUACCAAUGCACUGUUCACCAACUGAGACCUUAAAAUCUGAACCUGCACCUGAAACUGUUCCUGAAACUAACAUUUCUGAGGAGAACCUGGAAUUUCUUGAAGAGGAUGCAAAGCCUUUAAUUGACGAACAAAUAAAUGACCCUCGUUCUCAUGAAGAGUUGGUUAGCAGAUCAGAGCCAGAGCCAAGUCCUGAGAUGUCACAACCAGAAGUGCCUUCAGCUAGUAGUCCAGUACAACUCAGUGUUGCUGAAGAAGCAGAUUUAAUCAAAGAAGAUCCUCUUUCCACAUGUCAAAAAACAGUAGAGUCAGAAGGAGAGAAGAAACUUGAAGAAGUGAGUAAAGAAGAGAUUUCUGUUGAUAGUGAUGCAAUUGAAGAGCCAGUCUCCUUUCAAAAAGAAAAUAAAACAAAAGAAAUUAAAACUAAAAAAGGCAGGCAAUCUCCUGCUCAAGUUCCUUUAACAUCUGUCUCUGAGAAACAAGCUACACGCAAGAGUGAGCGCAUCGACAAAGAUAAGCUGAAGCGUGGCUCAUCCCCAAGAGCUGAAACAAAGUCUUCAGCCAAGUCUCCAACUCCCGGAUCAGAUCAUGAUCAUUCGGAGCAGAGCAUCCCGAUAAGUAGAGCAAGAACUCGAAGAAAUGUAAAAUCUGUUUAUGCAACCCCAGUGGAAGACGAUGCACCAACUCGUGGCAAGGAAACUGAGUCACCUCGCUCUGCACGAAAGCGGGGUACAGAGAAAGAAGCUCUGCAGCACAGCACCGAGUCGGAACCACCGACUCCAGCGCCAGCAAAACAACGUGGGCGUCCUCCCAAAAACCGCAAACCGAUUGAAGAGGUUUCAGCUGCAAAAACAGAGAAAAUAAAAAUGGAUAAGGAUGCAGAUUCAAAUGAGUCGGAGAACGGUGAACGGGUUUCAAGAGUUGCUAAGGGGAAAAUGUCCCCUUAUCUCACAAAGGGUUCCUCAAAUCCAAUACCCUCAGUCCCAGGCUCUAAGAAAGGGGACAAAACUGAAACAGCUGAUGAGAAUCAAGUAAUACAUUUCACAGAAGCAGAAGAUUUGUCUUCACAACAUUCGUCAUCUUCAGGCAAAGACUCUUCAGUAAAAUCAGAUGUAAAGAAAGGCUCAGAACUGGAUAAAGACGUUCAUGAAAAAUUAUGUGAGGAGAAAUCGAAUGGAAAAGAAACAGAUUCACUGCUGGGUGAGGAGAAACCUGCCCCAGAGAAAGAGAAGAUCAUAAAAGGAAAAGUCAAGGCUGCAAAGCCUCAUGUUUUUAGGGACCUCCAAGUCAUACUGGAUGUCAAAGAGGUCAAAGAUCACGUUUCCAGGUGCACUACUGCCAACAAAGAGUGCCCUAAUGAAGAAAAAGAGAAGAAGGAUGUAGACUCCUCAAAGAGCUCUUCCCUACAGGAGCGUGAAUUGGAGCAGGCAGUUGAGAACAUCGCCAAACUUACUGAACCGGCUUUGCCAGCAGAACUACCAACUCCUGUCCCUCCUGCAGAGGUAAAAAGUGAUCCUGAGGAGGAAAAGCCUUGUAAUCCUGCCAGUGAGACAGAGCUGAUGGCUGCCAUUGACUCAAUAACAGGCGAAGAUGUAAGUGUACCUCUCACCCCAGCUGCUCCAGUUAGCACAGAAGUUUGUUCAGAACCUGAGGUCCAGGAGUUUGUCCCACCGGUCAAGGUUGAAGAACCUGAAACCGCACUGCAAGAGGAAGCCGUCUUCUCAAAUACUCCCAAAAAGAGUUACAAGGGAAGGCCCAAAACACCUAAACGCCCUAAAGCCCCAAAGCAUGCACGAAAAGAUGUGAAAGAAGAAUUAAGUGAGGAGUUGACGGUGCCUUUAGCUGAGAGUACAGCUUCUGAUGUAAAGAUUGUGGCUGAGAAGCCUCCAUCUGCUGCAGCUGCUGCAGUUAUCACUCCUACGACCUGGAAAUCGGAAGCUGAACUUCCAGCUGUGAAGGCAGCAGAAUCGGAGUUGCCGUCGCCUGUUGAAGAGCAAACACAAGCUGUGAAACCUACACACCCCCAGGCUAAGAGCCCCAUAUACCCUCAACAGUUACCAGCUGAGUGUGUUUCUCUCUCUCUGGCCUCCAACAGGCCCAACAUCAGAUCCAUUCAAACCAGCCGAGCGCCUGUUUCUCCACCCGACUGGCGACACCAGUCUAAGGAUCCAUGUGUUACCUCUGCACAUAUAAUGUCAGUAGCAGCCAAGGAAGGCCAGCUGACCACUUCUGACUCCAACAGCAAAGAGCUAGAUCAAGGCACAAGUGACUUGAGGCAGAUUCUCAUGAAACCUAAAACAAUUACUCUCCCAGGAGGAGGAAGUUCUGCUCCAACCAAUCUGCCCAGUCUCCGAGAUCAGAAUCCAUCUGAAAGCAAUCCUGCCAUCACAGCUGCUCUUCACAACAGAUCCCCGCUCCCUGAGAGUAAAACGCCGACUCAUUCAGUUCCACCUAUUGUUCGAACACCCUCCACGUUACCUGGAGAAACUAAAUCUGUGAUCUCCGUAAUUGCAUCUACGGCAACUUCUGUUAUUAGUCGCGUUUGCAACCCCCCUGAGACUGAGGAAAAACCUAAUCUAAUUAUUGGAAAUCCCUCCAUGGAUGUGACUCUGCCCAAAACGGCCUACAGGCCCAGCAAAGACGAUGGCGGACCUUACCACGGUGCCACGUUCAGUUCUGGGUCUUGCUCUGGUCUGCGAGUAAACACGUCUGAAGGAGUGGUGGUGCUAAGCCACUCAGGCCAGAAAACAGAAGGACCCCUGAGGAUCAGUGCCAAGAUUAGUCAAAUCCCACAAGCAACAGCCGGUGACAUUGAAUCUCAGCAAUUGGUGCCGAUUCCCCAGAUUAAACAAGAUGUUUACAGCCAUUCUCAGUCGGGACAUCAGAAGGGGUCUUCACAAACUGAUCAUGGGCAUCCUGGUAAACUCCAAUCAGCUCUGUCUUCAAUUAAGCAGGAAAGCGGCAGCUGCAGUUUAGAAAAGAUGGAUUCAGCUUACCAGGCGGGGCCCCAAGGAGUCGUGAAGCGUCUCCCGCAAGGUAACCAGCAGGUAAUGGGUUACCACCAAGACUACCUGCAAUUAAAACACCAAAAGAAGAUGGAGAAUGUUGAUCCUCAUGGUACAGAUGGAGCUAAGCCAUCUUGGACCUCCACUGUAAGCCCUGCUAUAAGCCCACAUUUACCAUCUCCCCCUGGGAACCAUGUGGGCUUCGUCACAUCCACUGGUGACAGAGGUCCGUCGCAUCUUGGUAGCAUCAAACAGGAACCACGGUCCCCGAGAAAGUCAGGACAUUCUCAUCCUCCUUUCACCAAGGUGUCUUCACCUCUUGGCUCCUCCUCACCCAAGGGGAUCCCUGUAAUGAUAUCCUCUGCUCUCAACCCUAUGCAGCAGUAUAUCACUGGUGUCCACCACCCAGAGCAAUCUGUCAUCAUGCCACCUCACAACGUGCCUGGAGGUGUGGGACGAAUGUCUCCUCACUGCGUCUCCCAGUCCAUUACAGUGGGUCAUCUGGUUCAGGGGGAGGUCCGGGUCAACACACCACCUCUGUCUGUGAUGAACUACGUCCAUAGCGAGAAGCUUGCCUCUCCGUGGUCUGGUUCCCUGCAGCCGCGGUCGUCCUCCCCCCAGGCUGUCAGCAGGGACAAAGUCCUCAAGGUCAACCACGGUUCUUUGCGGGGCCACGAGGGCGAACAGGACGAAUCCAGACACUUCCACCAAGCUGGGAGACCAUCUGCCACCCUGCCGACAGAUACUCGGGGAGCUUUGAGGACUAACAUGGAAACGUUUAUCGCUAAGAGAGAUAUGCGAGUGCACCUGCACCAGCAGGGGGAGCGUCUGACACUGGACCCCCAUUCUGGACACAUUCAGGAAACUCUGCCGCCUUCUUUAUCUCCGAGAGCUCACAUGUUGCCCAAAGGCGUGUCUGAGAAGGACAUAAAGUCGCUGGAAGCAAAGAGGCCGCACUCUCCUGUAAUUCAAAAGGAUGGAAUAAUGGCGAUCCGGCAGUCUGGCGGUGCUAUUGCGUCACCUCAACGGGUUUCCCUGAUGCCACCGGGACCCAGCGGGUCAUUCUCCGAGUACUCAGGAAUGUACCCAAACCGCAUGCAUUCUCAGAUCCCGGAUGCCCCUGUUGGGCACAACCAGCCACCGUUGAACGUCACUCCGUCUAUGGGUGCAGAACUCCAGGCUAAACCAGAUGGAAAAAUGACCCAGACUGUUAAUAUGGUGCAGUUGCUUACGAAGUACCCUAUAGUGUGGCAGGGCCUUCUAGCACUGAAGAACGACACAGCUGCUGUCCAGCUGCAUUUCGUCUGUGGAAACAAAGCUCUGGCUCAUCGAUCGCUGCCUUUGCAAGAAGGAGGCGCUCUGCUCAGGAUUGUUCAGAGGAUGAGACUGGAGGCCUCUCAGUUGGAGAGUGUAGCCAGAAGAAUGACGGGUGACAGUGAUUUCUGUCUUCUCCUCGCUUUGCCUUGUGGACGAGAUCAAGACGAUGUCAUAAACCAAACUCAAGCUCUUAAAGCUGCAUUCAUCAACUACCUGCAGGCAAAACUGGCAGCUGGUAUCAUCAAUAUCCCCAAUCCAGGUUCCAAUCAGCCCGCCUAUGUGCUCCAGAUUUUCCCGCCCUGUGAGUUUUCCGAGAGCCACUUGUCUCAGCUGGCCCCCGACCUUUUGAACAGGAUCUCCAGCAUCUCGCCACACCUCAUGAUCGUCAUCACCUCUGUGUGACCUGUGACCCCUCCGGUCACUGGACGCUCCCGCCCGCGAGCCUCAGAGGUGUUUCUGUUCCUGGAUCCAGUGGAAGGGAAAUAAAAGAAAAAAAACAUUUUUGGAUGAAACUUAAACAUUUGAUUUUUUACAUCUGAUUUUUUUUCCUCUUUUGUUUGUCACUCCUGUCUGGUAUAUUUGUCCUUCUCAGAAAAAAAAAAGAAAAAAAGACACACAAAAAAAACUCAGGGAUGGAUCAAACCAGAAUGAGUCUUACUUGACCAUUUUUCUGCUGUAUUUAUAUUUAUUGAAGUUUUAUUCUAGUGUGUUGGAGAUGAAGAAGGAAGAAAAAAAAAGAACAUUAACAUAAAAACUGGUGACUAUCUGGGUGGCAUCUUUUCAUUGGUGUUUAUUUUUUUUUGACUCAUUUCUUCACAGGAGGAUCAUUACAGCUGUUGUGCUGCAACGGUUAACGGGACAUUUCAUCGUGUAAUUUUAAAAUGAAUUAUGUACAGACUUCUUCUCUCGGCCUUUUAUCGGAGGAAGGAUGAACUUGUAAAUCUUUGGAGACCCUGAUGAGGACCAUGUUCAUUCAACAGCUACUUCAUUUCCAUCAACUCUGCUCAUUUUUCCUCACUACUGAAGAGGUCACACAUCUGGCAUGGGCCUCCACGUCGAGCAAGCUUCAUUCUGAGGGGUCUUUCCGUACAGAACUUUGUACAUAUUUUAAAUAUUUAAACGUCAGUGGAAAAAUGGCGACUUAACAGAGACUUUACCUCCAGGACAUACGAGAACGCAGAGUGUGGACAUUUAGAUGGAUCUUUACUUUUUUUGAUGUAAAUACUUGUAACACAAAGAAAGUUGGCAAACUCUGCAGAGUCUGCUGAUGGCACUUCAUAUUUUGUAACUCAAAUAAAACAACAGAAAACAUGA
Messenger RNA from Xiphophorus maculatus (southern platyfish), 11510 nucleotides. RefSeq names its product msx2-interacting protein-like. Lineage: Eukaryota; Metazoa; Chordata; Actinopteri; Cyprinodontiformes; Poeciliidae. Gene Ontology annotation, biological process: regulation of alternative mRNA splicing, via spliceosome; regulation of transcription by RNA polymerase II. The record is from RefSeq and is a predicted model, not a curated record. Gene Ontology annotation, cellular component: nucleus. The transcript has 14 exons. Bases 1488 to 10598 code for a protein of 3036 amino acids. Gene Ontology annotation, molecular function: mRNA binding.